Girardinichthys multiradiatus is the source of this 2552-nucleotide messenger RNA. RefSeq names its product annexin A11-like. The transcript is spliced from 15 exons. Gene Ontology annotation, cellular component: cytoplasm. The coding region runs from base 165 to 1628 and encodes 487 amino acids. The record is from RefSeq and is a predicted model, not a curated record. NCBI's taxonomy places the organism in Eukaryota, Metazoa, Chordata, Actinopteri, Cyprinodontiformes, Goodeidae. Gene Ontology annotation, molecular function: calcium-dependent phospholipid binding; calcium ion binding. Gene Ontology annotation, biological process: cytokinetic process; phagocytosis.
GCAGUCUGUCCCAUAUCAUUACUGGGAGCAAAGGUUUUAUAAAAUGGGACGAAAACAGGGCCUCCAGAGGGACCCACCCACCUCCGUCAACUUUCUUAGGCUAUCCGCUCUCUCGAUUCGUUUCUCUUCCUGGAUCUGACGGCCAACACCUACAAAUUCUGAAGAUGAGUUACCCAGGAUACCCGCCACAAUCCGGUGGAUACCCACCCCAGGCAGGGGGCUACCCACCCCAGGCAGGGGGCUACCCACCCCAACCAGGCGCCUACCCUCCGGCAGCUGGUGGCUAUCCCCCAGCACCGGGUGCCUACCCUCCAGGAGCCGGCUAUCCGCCACAGGGUGGUGGAUACCCACCUCAGGCUGGAUACCCCCCAGCAGCAGGGGGCUUUCCCCAGCCUGGAGGGUACCCUGCUCCAGCCGGAGGCUUUCCUCAGGCUGGUGGCUAUCCUGCACAACCAGGUCAGGGAGGUUAUCCCUCCAUGCCUCCAGCAGGUGGAGGCUGGGGUGCAGCACCAGGUGGCUAUGGCGCGCCCGGAGGGGCACCACAAGGAUAUCCAGGGGGCCCUGCCCCAGGCCAGCCCAUGCCAAAUUACCCCGGAGCCCCUGCCGGUGGCCCCGCGAUGCCUGGGUAUGGGGGCGGUGUUCCAUCCAACCCUCAGGCACCAGCAAUUCCUAAAGGAUACAGGGGUUCCAUCAAAGAUUUUCCUGGAGCUGAUCCUCUGAAAGAUGUUGAAGUCCUCCGAAAAGCGAUGAAGGGUUUUGGAACUGAUGAAAACGCUAUUAUUGAGCUUCUGGGAAGUCGCUCCAACAAGCAGAGAGUUGCAUUGAUAGCAGCCUACAAGACUACAUAUGGAAAGGAUUUAAUCCGUGAUCUGAAGUCUGAACUUAGCAAAGACUUUGAAGACCUGGUUAUUGCCAUGUUGCAGACCCCAACUCAAUUUGAUGCCUCUGAGCUGAGGGAGGCUAUAAAGGGUGCUGGAACUGAUGAAGCGUGCCUGAUUGAGAUUUUGUCAUCACGUUCCAACGCAGAAAUUCAAGAGAUCAACAAACUGUACAAAUCUGAGUACGGAAAGAAGUUGGAGGACGCUAUCAUCAGCGACACCUCUGGUCACUUCCGCAGACUCCUGGUGUCUCUUUGUCAGGGAAAUCGUGAUGAAAGGGAGACGGUUGACCUUUCAUUAGCCAAACAAGAUGCUCAGAAAUUGUAUGCGGCUGGUGUAAAUAAAGUGGGAACUGAUGAGUCACAAUUCAAUGCAAUCCUGUGCGCUCGCAGCAAGCCACACCUGCGUGCAGUCUUCCAGGAGUACCAGCAGAUGACUGGGAAAGACAUUGAAAAGAGUAUCUGCAGUGAAAUGUCUGGAAACCUGGAAUCUGGGAUGGUGGCUGUGGUCAAAUGCAUUAAGAACACUCCAGCCUACUUUGCUGAAAGGCUCUAUAAGGCCAUGAAGGGAGCAGGGACCAAGGACAGGACCCUCAUCCGGAUCAUGGUGUCCCGCUCUGAGGUGGACAUACUGGAUAUCAGACAGGAGUUUCUGAAGGCCUAUGGGAAGUCACUGUACACUCACAUCUCGAGUGAUACUUCAGGGGACUACAAGAAGCUGCUGUUGAAGCUGUGCGGCUCAAACGACUAAACAAAGUGCAAGUUGACCACAGAAGGACGAUAUAUACGUCAACCCCAUAGCAAUGAUACAUAUGUAUGACUUGUAUCACGCCUUGUGCAUGCCCCAAAUGCCUUUAGCAAAUCAAUAUUGAUUCUAUAUUUUCAUAUAUAUAUUUGACAUGAUUUUUGAUAUAUUAUUAGGUGCAUUAAUUCAGUGGAAAAUCUGAUUUCAAAGAAACAAAACCCUUGUGUGAUAAGUGCCACAGCAUUUCCUACAUUAGAAUAUAAGCUAUGUAUGCCUUUAGUAAAGUACCGUCUGUCCUACAGAAUAAUAAUAUAUUAACUUUAAAUGGAAUAUAAACCUUUCAAGCUAAAGUCUGCUGAAGUUUGUAGUUCUCUCAGAAGAAACUUUUGUUUGAGGAAAGAGAGCACACUAACAUUAACAGCCACUGUGCCAUUUAUUUAGGAUAUAGAUUACACCUCACAGUUUUACUGUGAGUUAUAAAGGUAUUAAAAAAAUGCCAUUAAUGGCAUAUGAGUUUAAUCAAAAAUGAAUUUAAGAGACUCCCAUAGACAGAAGUCACAUGAUCAGAUCCAUGUUUAGGUGGCCAUAGUCAUGUAAGCUUUAAAUGUAUGAAAUUAAAAACCUGGAAAUGUCCUCUCCUCUCUGCUUAUAGUCUUUCAGCAACUGGAUUUUGUUUCUCUUCAGCUUGCAAGCCUCUGGGAAUUAGCUUUGUAUGUUUUCCUUCUACUGUUUAAUUUUUACAGCAACACUGUUACAUCUCGGUGCCAUGAAGCCAAAGACUAAAAACAGAUCAUGUUGUACCUUUUAGUGUAUGUUCCUCUGGGAGGUGGUUGAAAGUAUGUAAAGCAUGUCAGCCUCGCAUAACAUUGUUGAUAUAUCAGCCAAUAUGUACAUUUUCGUUGUCUAAUAAACAGAAACAGUUUGCUCUUA